Molecule: messenger RNA, 2847 nt
Organism: Ooceraea biroi (clonal raider ant)
Lineage: Eukaryota; Metazoa; Arthropoda; Insecta; Hymenoptera; Formicidae
Source: RefSeq, a predicted model, not a curated record
GAAGUUUGCGGAAUUAAAAUAAAAUAUGCACAUCGCGAGGAAUAUAUAAUAGAACAUAUCGAAAUGACCUCGCCACGAAACAGGGUCAGACUCUCACCGCUCAGCGAUAAAACUUGGCUUAGAAAGUCUUUUCACCCCUUCCGCUCAUUACUCGUGUUCCGCGAGUGCCGCUCUGGAGCAAGGAGCAUCUCCUAUCUCACUUAUGCAAUUUAGCGGCCUGGUAUGCUCUCCUCAUUUCUACUCGACGUGAAUUUUCGCAAUUUUUUCCGCCGUGAGGUCGUAAAAUAAAAAUAUCGAGAGAAACACCUCGAUGCAGUCCUACUUCUUCGACCGUUCGGAAUCAUCCGCAUUCACGCGGGUAAUAGAGAUUUGCUUAUUAACGUCCGCGUUUCUGUGUAACAUUAGCGAGAUGCAAAAAUCACGGUCCGAGCUUUCAUGACUUUCGCGAUUGUGAUAAACUCGCAAUUUCUCGUACAUAAUCCGAAUCUCCGCGUACAUAAUCGCGAUGAGGAAAAUGAAAGAAAAAAGCAAGAUCAAAAAGGAAGCGGUAGUAAAAGGAGAUAACGAGAGAUGCGUUACUUUCUCCGAUCGAUCGUCAUUAAUUCUCGCUUGAGAAAACGUUCGUGGAAACCGAGAUCGUUCGCGUUGGCGUCACGCGCCGAGUUCGAGACGCUGCUGGAACUAAACGUCGUCGUCGCCGCGCUCGCACGGUCAACGACAAUCGGCGCGCCGGCGACGAUUAAGGGAACAGCGAUUAAGAAAUAAGAAUCUCCCGCGUUUCCAUGUUCACGCUUUUUAGAGGAGUCAUGCCGCGAGUUGCACUCGCGAGCGUUAAAGUCGCGGUGCGCCGCGCUGAAUGGUUUAGUCUUAGGCACCUCGCGAUGGAAACAACUGUCUUGGUCAGCUAUCAUCGUCGCCCGUGCUAGUCGUCCACCCUUUCAGACGCCCUUCAGCACUGAUCACCCGCUUGGAGACUCAGAGACGAAAUCUUCGGAGGAUCCUUUGAAUGAACCUUUGGAGAAACAAGAGAUGAUGCGGCUGCGUCGAGUUCUCGAACGUCAUUUCCUCCUCCUGUUUUAUCUUCUAAUCAUCAAUCUUGUCUACGCGAGUAGCGUUGAGGUGUCCGAAGUCCCGGAAGCCGAGAAUAAGGAUUUCCAUGAUGCGACCCUCUUGGGGAACCAACAACAUUCGGUUCCCGAAGCGACGACACCGUCGGAGUUAGCCGACGUCGCCGAUACUGACCGAAGACUGACGUCGCCGACUGUCGUCGAGCCCGUUGUCGAUCGUCCAGAAAAUAAGUCUGACAUUUUCCGACCCAGUGUGCACCUAGGCGCGAUCGAGGAACCAGUUGCUCGAGUAAGCAAUCCCUUCAACGGCGUGCAGCAUGUGAGGUUCGAGGACGGCGCGCAGCCCUUCAUUGCGGUGCAGCGCGAGCGGUCUCAGGACGUUGGGGACGUGUACCGGGACAUGCCUGGUCUGUUGGACGAAGCGACGCGUUCGAGCAGAAUCCGGUUCCAGGACGAGGUCGCGGCGCCAACGCCAGCUCAUCAUCUCGAUGAUCGGCAGGUCGGAGUGACCGAGAGCGCGUUAAGGACGCCACUCGAGGGACUCGCUGCCAUGGGUCACGUGUACGUCGAUCAGUCGUUCUUCCAGGACGUCGAGAGACCCGUGGAGACACAUGAUGCACCGAUUAUCCUUGGGAAGACGAUGGGUGAUCACCGGUUGAACGGCGCGUAUCUGGAACCUACCACGACUCCGUACAUCAUCAGCUAUUAUGCUGCGCAGAAUCAGGAACAGCAUCAGGAGCAAGCUCGACCGGCGUCGCACGAGAUUGUGUUCCAGGUGCCGAUUCGCAGACCUGCGGAUAACGACGGUGUGUUGCUACUGCAGCAACAGGAGUCUAUUUACACGAGAAAGCACAAGUUCCCUUAUCAGUUCUAUCAGCCGACGAGCAGUGGCGAGCAUCAUGGGGCGCAGUUCACGGAGGAGCAUCAACACUCGACGAUGGUUCAUCCGCGGACGAGAAGGAUGUCGCCUUGGAAGAAGAUCGCUCGCCUGAUCGGCACCUUUUUGCCAUUGGGUCUACUGCUGGCGACGUUGACGCCUAACGUAGUGCGGAUCACUAACACGACAACCCAGCCAAACAUCAUCCUCUCUAAGUUUCGGGUUGCCGACCUGCCGAUCGAACACAAACGAGGUCGCAUGCUCAACGAUCAUUCCGAGGUCUGUGAGGACCGAUCGAUCUGCGAAUUGAUCCUGGCCGGUGGCGAGCCGCAGUCCGACAUCCUGCAGAACAUCCUGUGGAACUUGGCUACGAGAACUCCGGACCACGUCGCAAAGAGAAAUGGUCUUCGGGAGGUGUUCAGCGCCGUGAAGAAAAAAGACUGCACGACAAUCAGUUGUUAAUUUAAUUGGCCACUUAGGAAACGUAGAAACCAGCUUUACAGCCACAUGAAGCCAAGCUCGCUCUUCUGUUCAUUUAUUUAUCGCGUCAAUGUUCUCACAAAUUAUGCAAAUUCGUCUUCGACUUCGUUAAAUAACAAGAGCCGAUAAAACACCUUUUAAGUACAAAAACCGAUAAAACACCUUUAGAGACAUCAAAAUCAACCCGUAUCAUAAGUACUAUCGUAUAUCAAUGAUAUUCCAAUCCACUCUACGACGCAUAUAAUCACGCCGAAUGAAUAAUAUCCCCGUUACAUCAACUAGUUGGUCUCGGAUUAAGAAAAUUAUGUUCAACAGAAAAAAAUCUCAGUUGAUCUUGCCACCGUAGUCUAGCUUUAACCGCACGUGACGUCACGUUAUGUAAUUCAGCGAUAAUUCUUAAUAAAAAAAUAUACGAUUGUCAAA